Molecule: messenger RNA, 1001 nt
Organism: Thrips palmi
Lineage: Eukaryota; Metazoa; Arthropoda; Insecta; Thysanoptera; Thripidae
Product: fork head domain-containing protein FD4-like
Exons: 6
Coding region: 78-1001 (307 amino acids)
Biological process (GO): regulation of transcription by RNA polymerase II; cell differentiation; anatomical structure morphogenesis
Molecular function (GO): RNA polymerase II cis-regulatory region sequence-specific DNA binding; DNA-binding transcription factor activity, RNA polymerase II-specific
Source: RefSeq, a predicted model, not a curated record
GAGCGUCGGAUGGGCCGGAGCUGUGUGCGUCGGGUUUGUUUUUGUGCUCAACAAGUGAUGUGCCAGUGACCAGGAAGAUGCCGCGCCCUUCCCGCGAGUCGUACGGCGACCAGAAGCCUCCCUACUCGUACAUCUCGCUGACGGCCAUGGCCAUCUGGAGCUCGCCGGACAAGAUGCUGCCGCUGAGCGAGAUCUACCGCUUCAUCACGACGCGCUUCCCGUACUACCGGCGCAACACGCAGCGCUGGCAGAACUCGCUGCGCCACAACCUCAGCUUCAACGACUGCUUCAUCAAGGUGCCGCGCAGGCCCGACCGGCCCGGCAAGGGCGCCUACUGGACGCUGCACCCCAAGGCGCUCGACAUGUUCGAGAACGGCAGUCUCCUCAGGCGAAGGAAGCGCUUCAAGCUGAUGAAGUCGGACAAGGACCGGCUGGAGGGCGAGCUGGCGGCGCUGGCGUCCAUGCACAGGUUCCUGUUCACGCCCGGCCAGGGCUCCGGCGGCGGUCCGGAGCCGCCCCCGGGCCACGCCGGCCAUGCCCCCAAGGUCAUGGACCCCUGGGCGCCGCACCCUCGCCUCCACGAGCCGCUGCCCCACCCCCACGCGCUGCCGCCGCCGACGACGCCCCCCAUGAGCAUGGCCUCGGCCACCAUCACCAACACGUCCGCGAUGAUGACCCGCCUGCAGCCCUCCACGCGGCCCAAGCGGCCCUUCACCAUCGAGUCCCUCAUCGGGCCGGACCGCGACGAGGACCGCGACGAGGACCGCGACGUGGAGGUGGUGAGCCCCGCGUCCAGCCCCCUGCCCACGCCGCCGAGGAGUCCGCUGCACAUGCACCUGCCCAGCCCCGCGCCCUGCUACGCGCCCAGCUUCCUCCAGUCUAUUUAUGACCGAGACAAUAAUCCCAACAACACCAUUUGGUUGUUCAUUAAAAUAAUAAAUACAAACAAAGAAAAAUCACAACAAAAACAAAGUACAGCCUCACCAAAAUUAGCCUCUUAA